AUGGGACAGCUUGUUACUCGAUAUGUCUCAACAUCAGUCCAACUAGCUGAUAUCUUCACCAAACCUCUCAUUAAGCAGGUCUUUCAGUUUUUUCGUGACAAACUGGGUGUCUGUUCUUCCACCCACGCCAGUUUGAGGGGGCAUGUUAAGGAAACAACAACGGCUCAUUAUGACUCAACAAAUCAAGAAGAUAGUUAUCCCACUAAUCAUGCUACAAUCAUUACAAGCCUUCAUUCAUCAUUUUUGCUUAUUUUAGAAAACUUCACAAAAGGUAGCAACACAAAUAGGCCAUGGGCUUCUAGCCUUGGGUACACUCCGAUGCUUAAGUUAGUAUGGUUUGAGUAUAAGGUAUAUUAUCUGAUGAACGUAGAUGCUAAAGUGAUGACAGAUUAUAUGAUUGCAUAUUUCAACCUUAAACUUGGCCAAUCUGACUCGGUCUAUAGAGCCUCACUUGCAACCUUACUUAGCAAUAGAAGAACCCUAAUCGACGUGAAGAUGAAAAAAAAGAGUGCAAGGAAAAAAGUUACUGCGAUUUCUGGAAAAGAAAAGGACAAAGGAAACGUUAUUGAGGUCGCACCAGGUAAUGACAGGUUGGAGGCAAAGAUUGUCCAAAUGAUUUUAUUUUAUGGGGGUAGAAUACAGAUGAAUGAGGGUACUUUAGCUUAUGUGGGAGGGAUUCAGGAGAUAGGUGAUCCCAUGUUUAGCUUAGACAAACUUUCAUAUUUUAACAUACUGUCAUAUCUGCAUUACUUUGAGAUAGAAAAGGGGGAUUUAUAUUUGAAAUCUGAUAGGAUAGAGUUUACAAAAUUUGAGAAUGACAGAUGUGUCCUUCCCUUUUGGAAACUGCUUCUAGACAACAAAGAGAACAAAUUUUUUGUCUAUGUUGAUUAUUCAAAAAUAUUAGAUUCUCAGGGCAUACAAUCUAGCAGAGAGGGGGGUUGUGAAGCUAGUGGCAGUGUGCAAACUGCACAGGUAAUAGAUCUUGGGGAAGACUUGACUUUUGAUGAUAUUUGCAUAGAUAUAGAAGAUCAUAGUGAUGAUGAUGAGGUAGAAUUACAGGAGGCUUGGAAAAAUGUCUUAGAAUCUAGGCAGGAUUUAGCAGGUUUGGCAAAUGCUAGGGCAGGGGAUGACAUUGAUGUACUAGGUGCUGGAGAUAACAUUGAUGAGGUGGCUGGGGAUAACAUUGAUGAGGUGGCUGGGGAUCAGAUUGAUGAGGAUUCUGGGGUUAUGGAUGAGGGUGAGGGUGAAAGGGAGGUACCUGAACCUAGGAUAGAGGUGGCUGGGGAUGAAGAGGGAGAUAGUGACUCGGCAGACUUAACUUAUGAGAAUGAGAGUGUGUAUUACAGUAGUUCUGAUGUAGGUAGCCAGUUUAGUGAGAAUGAAGAUGAGUAUGGUGAUGACUCACAGAGGGAGGUGAGUAUACGGGUGCAGUUUGAUACCACUACUGAAAUUCCUCAGUUUGCAGUAGGCAUGUUUUUCAGUAACUUAGCUGAGGUUAGAGAUGCAAUAGCCAGGUAUGCAGUGAUGAAAGGGAUGUGCAUUAGUUAUGUGAAGAAUGAUCAACAAAGAGUGAGGGCUAAAUGCAUUGUUGGCUGUCCAUGGUUGAUACAAGUAAGCCCUCAUAAUGCAGACCACAACUGGACCAUUAAGACCUACAAACCUGACCAUAGAUGUACUAGAAGCAAUAGAGUGUCAUUUUGUGACAGUAAUUUCUUAGCUAAGAGGUACAAGACCAUGGUGACCAACCAACACUAUAUCAAACUUAGUGACUUUAGGUCCAUUGUCAGGAGUGAACUAAAGCAGAGUGUUAGUUUGAAUGUGUGUAGGCAUGCAAAGACCAAAAUUAUAGCUGAAUUGAUGGGUUUUUAUAGGGAGGAAUAUGCCAUGCUAAAUGACUAUGCUGAGAUUAUCUGCCAUACCAACCCAGGCACACAUUGUUUUGUCAAAUCCACUUCUGAAAACCCUGAGGGAAAACAAGAAUUCCAUAGGUUUUAUGUGUGCUUUGCUGCCUGCAAAAAGGGGUGGCUUCAGGGUUGUAGGAAAGUAAUAGGCAUAGAUGGGUGUUUUUUAAAGGGGAUUUGUAAAGGGCAGUUACUGAUAGCUGUGGGUAGAGAUGGAAACAACCAAAUGUUUCCAAUAGCUUGGGGAGUGGUGUUGGUUGAGAACAAAGACAACUGGAGUUGGUUUAUGAGGAUGAUUCAAUAUGAUCUAGAACUUGAAGAUGGAGAAGGAUUUGCAGUCAUAUCAGAUAUGCAAAAGGGUCUUGAAAGUGCUUUGAAAGACAUACUACCCAAGGCAGAACACAGAAGAUGUGCCAGGCAUGUAUAUGCUAACUGGGCCAAAAAAUGGAGGGGUGAUGAGAGAAAGAAGGCAUUUUGGAGUUGUGCAAAAGCAACUAUAGGAUCAGAUUUGAAAGUCAGACUUAAACACCUAGGGACUUUAGGGAAGGAUAUAGCAAAGGAUGCUUUAAGUUAUGACAUUGAGACAUGGUGCAAGGUGUACUUUGACACAUCAAUUAAAUGUGAUGUGGUUGAUAACAACCUAGCAGAGACAUUUAAUGGUUGGAUUUUGGAGCCUAGGUGUAAGUCUAUUAUUAGUAUGCUGGAGGAUAUAAGGAUCAAGGUGAUGAACAGGUUGUGGAACAAGAGAGAUUCCAUAAGGGGCUGGAUUUCAGAUAUUUCACCAAGAGCCCUACAAGUUAUUGAAAAGAAUAAGCUACUGUCCUUUGAGUGGGAGGUGGAAUGUAAUGGGGAUGAUGGAUUUGAGGUGGCAUGGCUUCAAGAUAGAAGGAACAAGCAUACAGUGGACCUUGUCAAGAGGACCUGCACUUGCAGGGAAUGGGACUUGACUGGGAUCCCUUGCAAGCAUAGUGUCACUGCUAUAUAUGCCAAGCGUGGCAAUCCAGAGGCCUAUGUACAUGCUUAUUACAGCAGAGACACAUAUAUGAAAGCUUAUGCUUAUACCAUCCAGCCAGUUCCUGGAAAGCAGCACUGGCUUCAGAGUGAGAAGGGAACAAUAGAGCCACCACCCUUCAAAAAACUACCUGGAAGACCCAAAAAGAAUAGGCGAAAAGAACCAUUUGAAGUAAAGAAGAAAGCCAAGCUUUCACUUCAUGGGAGAGUUAUGACAUGUGGAAUAUGCAAGGGAACUGGACAUAAUUACAGGAGCUGCCCUCAAAAAGGAACAAACACUCAGUAUAAGCCAAGGCAGAAUAAGAAGAAGCAACCACAGGCAAGCCAACCAGAGGCAACACCUUCACAGCAAAACACAAGCAGAAAAAGAAAAAGGAAUCAACCUUCUGUAGAUGCCUCCACCACUGUUGCUGCACGUGCAAAGCUAAGGUCGAGGAUAAGGCAAACUCAAUGAAUGGGAAGCAUCUUUUGUUUCUAGUAGGGAAAUUUUUGGUACUGGGCAGUGUUUAUUUUUUUGGACAGUUUUUGUAUAGGGCAGUGUUUUUGGUAUAGGGCAGUGUUUUUGGUAUAGGGCAGUGUUUUAAAUGCCCUUGUUGAUAACUUUUGUGAAAUGUGUUGAUAACAUUUCCAUAUGGCCCUUAGUAAAGCAUUGAUUUGCUUUUGAAAACACUUUUUGUAUAGAAAGGAUCUAAACAAUGUAAUUACUUUACCCUUUCAGUAAAAGCUAUAUUUUUGUGCAA
This is a messenger RNA of Mercurialis annua (annual mercury), 3652 nucleotides long. RefSeq lists its product as uncharacterized. The transcript has 8 exons. NCBI's taxonomy places the organism in Eukaryota, Viridiplantae, Streptophyta, Magnoliopsida, Malpighiales, Euphorbiaceae. The record is from RefSeq and is a predicted model, not a curated record. Bases 1 to 3366 code for a protein of 1121 amino acids. Gene Ontology annotation, molecular function: zinc ion binding.